GCGCAGACUACUGGCCAGGCUACACGAGUUUAUUUUCAGCGUUUUUUUUUCCUCCAAAGAGGCGCUUCGCUGCUUGCUAAGUGGCCAUUGCCGGAGCUUUUGUGAGGAAUGACAAGGUUUUCCCUGGAUUCCUCAAGGUAAAUCCGUGUGGGGAUGCCGUUAUUUGGAAUUUAGCGGCGACUUGUGAGAUGUUGCGGCGUGCUUUUGCUGCAUUUCCAGGUGGCGACGGAGCGACCAAGCCAGGCUAGCUUGACUAAGCUAGCAGUUAGUUGCUGUUAGCUCCGUUGGCUAACUACGUGACGACAUCGAGUUUAACUUUGGCUUUCUUUGUUUGUUGGCUUCCAUAUCGCUCCAGGAAUAUCGACUGUUCUCCUGACGCGGACACUUAAACCCCGUGUCAAGGCACCGGCAGGACCGCGGAAAAGGGUAGCUGGUGUUAGCUACUUAGCUCAUGUUAGCUAACAGCUCCACUAUCACGGACUCAUUUUGACGUCGUGUCGGCUCGUAGCAACCCGGCCCAGCGGAUCCUGCUCCUCAAUGCAGCGCUGACACAUGAUAUCCGCCAGCUAACUUUGGAGUCAACUUCCACAGACAUGGCCGCCAGUGGUUACUCCGACCUGAGGGAGAAGCUGAGGUCGAUGCCCCCACACAGAGAGGAGUACGAGACGAGUAACGGGAGGGGGCGGAAACGCCGGCACCGUGAGUCGGACGGCGAUGAUUGCGAGCACAGCGACGACAGCGCCGAGCUCCGGGAGCUGGAGGCCCAUCGGGUGAAGAGCAGCAUCCUACAGAAGAGCAUCUUCACGCCGGAGGAGUGCACCCGCAUCGAGGAAAAGAUCGACCAGGUGGUGGCCAAAGGGGAGGCUGGACUGUACCGCGAGCACACCGUGGACCGGGCGCCCCUCCGCAACAAGUACUUCUUCGGGGAGGGCUACACGUACGGCGCCCAGCUGGAGAAGCGCGGUCCGGGGCAGGAGCGACUGUACCGCAAAGGCGAGGUGGAUGACAUCCCGAGCUGGGUGCAUGAGCUGGUCAUCGAGCGGCUGGUGUCCAGCGGGGUGAUCCCGGAGGGCUUUGUCAACAGCGCGGUCAUCAAUGACUACCAGCCCGGGGGGUGCAUCGUGUCACACGUCGACCCCCUGCACAUCUUUGCACGACCCAUUGUAUCCGUGUCCUUCUUCAGCGACAGUGCGCUCUGCUUCGGCUGCCGGUUCCAGUUCAAGCCCAUCAGAGUGUCCGAGCCAGUCUUUGUGCUGCCUGUCAGGAGAGGCAGCGUCACAGUCCUCAGUGGGUAUGCUGCAGAUGACAUCACCCACUGCAUCAGACCCCAGGACAUCAAGGAGAGGCGUGCUGUCAUCAUCCUUAGGAAAACCAGACCCGAUGCCCCCAGACUUGACUCCGACAGCCCUUUAAGCUCCGCUCCCACAGAGAGACCCGCCCCCCUCAAAGCCAAACGCUCUCAUCGCAAAGCCGACCCCGAUGCCGCUCACAGGCCAAGAGUCCUGGAGAUGGACAAGGAGGAGAACAGGCGUCCGUCGUCCUUCAACCAGAGGCGUCACAGCAUCACUUCGGACGACCACAGGAAGCGAGAGCACGACUAUGACAAACACAGAGAGAGCUCCGCGCGCAAAGUUAAGAUGAGACGCCAUUGAGGAUGCACCAACACUUUUUUUGUUUUUGUUUUUUCAGGUGUUUUGAUCUUCUCUCGCUUCAGUUGUAGCCCAGCAGAAAGCACAGUACUCAUUUCUUUGUUUCUCUCAUCACGGUUCGCUUCUACUGCUCAUUCACCUUCAAAUUAAACAUUGGUUGAGAGAGGCGCAGAGUUGGCAUGUUUUUGUUGUUAGGGAGAUGUACAUACCUUCAAAGCGAAAAUACUUGUGUAUAUAAUGAAAGCUGAGCUGUAAUCUACCUUGUACAAUAACAUUUGUGUAGCCUUUGAGUGAGGGAACUUUUAUGCUGAAAGACACCUUAGUUCUUUUCCACAUCUUCACAAACUUUUAUGACCUGUCCCUUUUCUUUUUCUUUCUCAGCAAAGAACACCAUUUCAGAUGAUGGAAAAUGUGGGCCUUGUUUCUGUAGAGUGUGAGAGGCCAUGUUGCUUUUCUGUAUUAAAUCAGAAUGUUCCUUAUCACA
Molecule: messenger RNA, 2133 nt
Organism: Dunckerocampus dactyliophorus (ringed pipefish)
Lineage: Eukaryota; Metazoa; Chordata; Actinopteri; Syngnathiformes; Syngnathidae
Gene: alkbh5
Product: alkB homolog 5, RNA demethylase
Exons: 4
Coding region: 594-1652 (352 amino acids)
Biological process (GO): mRNA processing; mRNA export from nucleus
Cellular component (GO): nucleus
Molecular function (GO): oxidative RNA demethylase activity
Source: RefSeq, a predicted model, not a curated record